AGUGAAGUAGACAUCAGAUUAUUCAUGUGCUCCACGUGCGGACAUUUUGCGGAGCUUGGCGCAGAAGAGUAUGGGACGUCUGUGUGAUAGAGAUUCGUGAGAAGGGUUCAGUUUUCUUCUCACAUGGUUCGUCUAGAUGUGCGCGAGCAAUUUUGCCCUGAAGAUUAAAUUCUUGCCUGCUGUUUAGGGGGCAACGAUGUUUCAGGUGGAGCGCUGGCUGGGAGAAAGUCGGAAGCGUGGAUCUCCAUUACUAUUAGAUCGUUUGAAUGCCAGAGCUCGGGAGCGGGCUGCUCUGCUUCCGCUUAGAGAGAAAGCGGAAGGUUCUUCUCCAGGUGACAGGGAGAAAGUCUCGAACAAGGAUUCUGAUCCUGCACUGAGUAGAGAUGAAAGCAAGGAGGGAGCCUCAGAGGUUGUGGUUGAGGAAGAAUCUAAUGCAGUGAGCGAAAUUGAACCUCAUACUGGGCGAAAAAAGCGAUAGCAACAUCAGAAACACAAGGCAGAAUUGGCAACCUUGAUUGACCAGGAAGCUCCUGAUUCUGCUAUAAAGGUCAAAAAGCUCAAGAAGCUGAAAGUCUCGGAUACGACUGAAGAACAUGUAUUUCCUCUGGAAGCUCCUGCUUCUCCUGGAACGGAAGAACAGGAAAGGAAGGUGAACGAUACUUUAACAAGUGAAGAUAAUAUAGAGCGAGCGGAAGAGAAUUAUGCAGCCGACAUCGACAGAAGUGUCCCGGAGCUGGUUGAAUUUCAAGUGUCCAAUUUGGAGAAGAAACGAAAGAAAGAAAAGAGGUUGAAGAUACGAAGAGGGGGCAAUCUGGAACCAGGUGAUGAACUGGUUAACGCAAGAGGCGUAUCUGGAGAAAUGGUGGCCCUUGGAAACAGAUCAAUGAAGAGGAGCCUAACAGUAAGUCCCUAGGGGUUCCGGAUGAGGAGGAGGAGCAUGUAAUUACAGAGAACACUGACGAGUUGAACGCACUCGGAGCGGACGAUACUUCUCGGAAUGAACCUGAAUUUCCACAAUUGAGAGGGAUGUGGAUAGAAUCAUGGGUCGUGAUGUUAAUUUGGUUCCAGCAGAGUCGCAAGACCACGGGCCGGUGUUGCCAUGGAUGCGUGAUCCGCUUGAUAUUGAUGCCUACAAGGCCACCUCCCCGAGACAAGUGCCUGGCUUGGACACCAGGUAGCCUUGCCGUCCGUCCGUUUGUAAUCAUCUUCUAUCUGCCCGGCACUUGAAGUUUGUCUCGAUGUCCAGCCGAUGAUUCUUGGUGCGUUUCGAGUUACAUUGCAGACUUCAAGAUGCUUUCGAUGCCAGGAAUACAGUCGUUGUUUCCGGUACAGAUGGCCGUGUGGCACGAGACUGUGGGCCCUGGUUUUAGCGAGCGAGAUUUCUGUGUCAGCUCGCCAACAGGCAGUGGCAAAACACUAUCUUACGCAUUACCGAUCGUCCAAAAGUUAUCGUCUCGGGUGAUUCGUCUUCUUCGAGUUCUCGUAGUGCUCCCGACCAGGGAUCUAGCUGCGCAGGUGAGAAACUAUCCAAUUUGAUGGACUGCAAACAAGAUCAUUAAGACAAACUAGUUACUCAAGCUGUGCGGAAAUGGUUUCUUCCAAGUCUAGUCGCCAUUCACGGUCGGGUAAAGUACAAUUUCGAGGUGAUUCAACAUAUCCAAUUCUGUGAGUGGGGAGUCCCAACUCACAGAAUUUCGUUUAGUCCCAACUUGGGACAAAACGAGAUAGUUUAAGAAGGCAAACAAUUGGAAGUCUCUCUGUCACUUGGCGCCGUGAAGCAGAACUUUGGGGGAGCUAUGGGACACCCAGCCUAAGCCUCACUUUCUUACGUUGCUCCAAAAUUGGGAAGUGAAUGGCCGAGCUGUGGCAGAGGAACAAGACAGGGCACAUCGUGUGGCAUCGGCAGCAGGACCCAUUGAUCGCUGGUAGCGAGUGCACGCGUGGUGUCCGAAAAGCGACCCGUUGCCGAACUCGCGCCCUACACGAAGACGGCAGGACACGAGCGAGCAUGAGGGUAAAACACGAAGGCGCAGUCCACUGUCGACAAGCGACGGUGGGCAUUUUUACCUCGUCCCAGGUGUCACUAGGGCUGGAGGCACGACCUCAAAGGGCAUGUCCAGGUAGUGUUGGAGGCACAACCUCAGAGGUCAUGCCCCAGGGCGAGGGUAGGCCUCGUUCGCAUUCUUCCCUAUAAGUACAUUAACAAAUACGCUAAAUGUACGUAUUGUAAUACAGGCAUGCCUUGUGACCUUGAGAGUGGGGCAUGGGCAUGCCUCAAAAUGUUUUGACGUGCCUCCAACUCUAGUCCCAGGGUGAUUCUCGUUCGCAUAUUUCCAUGAAUUCAUAGAUGUAUGUACAAACAAAUUAAUAUUUAUAUCUAUAACUUUUUAGCAAUUUUAUUUCU
This is a messenger RNA of Marchantia polymorpha subsp. ruderalis, 2404 nucleotides long. Lineage: Eukaryota; Viridiplantae; Streptophyta; Marchantiopsida; Marchantiales; Marchantiaceae. The record is from the annotation of a GenBank genome assembly.